CGCGAUGUUGUGACGUCAUCGGGGCGCCGGAGCGGGAAUCCAGGACAAUCCUGCGAGGGUGUGCACUCUGGACAGCAUGAUGGUCUGCGGGCUCCGCGCGCGCACCUGCUGGGCUCUGCGGUCCUUCGCUGUUAGCAGGCGAGCGCUGCGCUCCAGUCCGCGCACCCACGCUUUCGCCAAGGAGCUCUUCCUGGGCAGGAUCGAGAAGAAAGAAGUUUUCCCAUUUCCAGAAGUUAGCCAAGAUGAACUUAAUGAAAUCAAUCAGUUUGUGGGACCCAUAGAAAGAUUCUUCACUGAAGAGGUGGACUCUCGAAAAAUUGAUCAGGAGGGAAAAAUCCCAAUAGAAACAUUGGAGAAACUGAAGAGCCUGGGGCUUUUUGGGAUGCAAGUCCCAGAAGAAUAUGGUGGCCUGGGCCUCUCCAACACCAUGUAUGCGCGGCUAGGGGAGAUUGUCGGCCUGGACGGGUCAAUUGCUGUGACCCUGGCAGCACACCAGGCCAUUGGCCUCAAGGGGAUCAUCUUGGCCGGUAGUGAAGAGCAGAAGGCCAAAUAUCUGCCCAAACUGGCAUCAGGAGAACACAUUGCCGCCUUCUGCCUGACGGAGCCGGCCAGUGGAAGCGAUGCUGCCUCCAUCCGGACUAGGGCCUCUCUAAGUGAAGAUAAGAAGCACUAUAUCUUGAACGGCUCCAAGGUCUGGAUCACCAAUGGAGGACUUGCCAGUAUUUUUACCGUGUUUGCUAAAACCAAUGUUGUUGAUUCCGACGGCUCAGUAAAAGACAAAAUGACAGCAUUUAUAGUAGAGAGAGACUUUGGUGGAAUCACUAAUGGGAAGCCUGAAGAUAAGUUAGGCAUCCGUGGCUCAAACACCUGUGAAGUCCAUUUUGAAAACACCAAGGUGCCCAUUGAAAAUGUUCUAGGAGAAGUUGGAGGUGGGUUUAAGGUGGCCAUGAACAUCCUCAACAGUGGGCGGUUCAGCAUGGGCAGUGCUGUGGCCGGGAUGCUCAAGAAAUUAAUCGAAAUGACUGCAGAAUAUGCCUGCACGAGAAAGCAGUUCAACAGGAGCCUCAGUGAAUUUGGAUUAAUUCAGGAAAAGUUUGCCUUGAUGGCUCAGAAGGCUUAUGUAAUGGAAAGUAUGGCCUACCUCACUGCAGGGAUGCUGGACCAACCAGGGUUUCCUGACUGCUCCAUGGAGGCUGCCAUGGUGAAGGUGUUCAGCUCAGAGGGUGCCUGGCAGUGCGUGAGUGAGGCGCUGCAGAUCCUCGGCGGCUCGGGCUACAUGAGGGACUACCCGUACGAGCGCAUGCUGCGUGACACCCGCAUCCUGCUCAUCUUUGAGGGAACCAAUGAGAUUCUCCGGAUGUACAUCGCCCUGACAGGCCUGCAGCACGCCGGACGCAUCCUGACAGCAAGGAUCAACGAGCUUAAACGGGGCAAUGUGACCACUGUCCUGGAGACCGUUGGCCGGAGGCUUCGGGACUCCUUGGGCCGAACCGUGGACCUGGGAUUGACAGGGAAUCUCGGAGUUGUGCACCCCAGUGUUGCGGACGGUGCCAACAAGCUCGAGGAGAACGUGUAUUACUUCGGGCGCACUGUGGAGACGUUGCUGCUCCGCUUUGGCAAGACCAUUGUGGAGGAGCAGAUGGUCUUGAAGCGGGUGGCCAACAUCCUCAUCAACCUGUACGGCAUGACAGCUGUGCUGUCUCGGGCCAGCCGCUCCAUACGAGCAGGACUCCGGAACCAUGACCAUGAGAUUCUCCAGAAAAUCUAGAUGAACAGAUCAAGAAAGUAUCCCAGCAGGUCCUAGAGAAGCGAGCAUACAUCUGUGCCCACCCUUUGGACCGGACAUCCUGAAGCAGAGGGAUGGUGGUCACUGUUGCCGCCAGCCCCCAGGCCACAGCCUGUUGCUGGACAACUCUCACUUUUUCCAGAAGGUGUUGAACUUGGGGUUAUUUUAAGUUGAACUUUAUUCCCAGUCUUUACCUGAGGUCUUUCUCUUCGCCUGGAGAAACUUCUUCUAGGCUUGAUCUGUGAGCACUGCUGCCUAACAUGAUCAUUCCAGGUUCCUAGUGGAGAUGGAGAUGGAUAGAGAGAGAAUGGAGUUGCUGAGACCUGGAAUUAGAGGAUACGCUCUUAGUUUAGGAGACCUCAGAAUGGAAACGGGCGCUUGAGCUGCUGCCUCUGUCGCAUGAGCCUGCGGGGACCUAUUUCGGGCAUGGACGGCCAUUUCUACUAGACCACACCUUUCCCAAGAAAUAGCUUGAAAGCUGUGUAUGUGUCAUUCAUUCAGACUAGCAGCAAAAUAUACUUAAAACAUGUACCAGGAACCACUUAACAAAAAAAGAAUAUAAAAUGGCACAGUUUGUGUUUACCCUUCUAGUCAUGUUUUUCCUCAGAACCAGCCUUUAAUGGAUGGCAGCAUGCUCCUAAAAACCACCCUUUGGUGAUGGCUCUCAGUCUCUUUUGUCCUCAACCUGUGAGAAGAAGGCCUUGAAAGCUGAGGAGCAGGUUCCCUCUGCAGGGCCAUGGGGAUUAUGAGCCCUAUCUUUGAUCCCUCUCGGUGAUGGCUGGAAAACAGCAUUGCUUGGUACAUGACAACAUAUGCUUGUUUCCACCUGGGUUUUUCUGUCUGUUUUCUUUGCAAGGAUUGCCUGUCUACAGUGGACCAGAAAGUUGACAUUGCCUAAGGCCACUGGAACUGGUACAUACAGCACCUGAGUUUAGAGAAUGGAAAAUAAAAGUAGCAACACCUACAAACAUCCCCAAAGGAAGGGGAAAGUAAGAAUAGAUACUUUUGAAGAAAUAAUGAGUAUCGAAUUGAUAAGGAAAAUUCCAAGCUUGGACACAUUUUUAGUGAGAUUUAAAACAAAGGCAAAGAUGAAUUCUGAAAAGUAACAGAGAAAAAGGGCAGGGCACCUGUGAAGGAAAAA
Messenger RNA from Myotis brandtii (Brandt's bat), 2927 nucleotides. It is a transcript of the gene ACAD9, whose product is annotated as acyl-CoA dehydrogenase family, member 9. Gene Ontology annotation, molecular function: acyl-CoA dehydrogenase activity; flavin adenine dinucleotide binding. The transcript is spliced from 17 exons. The record is from RefSeq and is a predicted model, not a curated record. The coding region runs from base 77 to 1768 and encodes 563 amino acids. Lineage: Eukaryota; Metazoa; Chordata; Mammalia; Chiroptera; Vespertilionidae.